UAUUUGCCAAUCUGGCAACCCGCCAGCUUUCCGCUGGAUCAGCGCGACAAGUGCAGCGAUGCUGCCGACUUUCUGCUGCACCGUCGCGCGCACGUCGCCGAGUCGGGAUCGCGCGCAGCUGGAUCGCGUGCAGUCAUUUAGGCAUUAAAGCUCUCAUCGGGACUUUUCCUGCUCUGUUCGGCUGAAUUGCGUUGAAGGAUUAAACAAUGUAACUUCCAGGAAACUUUCGCGAUCAAUUGUCUUUUAACGACAUCCCGACUUUGUUCCGCGACGUUAACGAGCUGAGACAUGAGAAAUCCUGCGGACUUUGGACCGACACCGAGCCGGGGGAAAUGGCUGGUGCUGUGCUGAGCACCAGGCAGUGGGUCGGGAACAACCUGUAGCUCCAUAACACAAGCAUGAGAAAGACAUCGUACUCAGAUGGAGCCUCAGCUCAGAGCAAAAUGUCUGUGGCUUACUCAUCAAAUUGUGCCUCUUUUGAUCGUCACCCCGAAGCUCCAGUGAGGCUUAUCUGCAGCUCCGUUGAGGCAGAGAAGCGGAUGAAUCUAGGGGCCCCAGUAAGGCCGGUCCACUCUGAGGCCUGCUGUGAGAAACGUGGACUCAAUGGUGUGAGCACUCAUCCGUGGUCCACCCCUGUGAUAGUUGAUGCACAAGAUGUAUCGUGCCAGUCCAAGAAUGUGCGUAUCUUUUCCUUCCAGCGAAAGGGUGGUGCGGCAGGCUCUGACCGGACACCACAUCGAGGCCCAGCCAGUGCUGCACAGGCAUGGCCAGGUCUCCAUUUUAUGGGUUCUUUCAAAAAGUUGCGUUCCUCUGUUCUCCAGGGCAUUCAGAACAGGGGUGGUGUGACAGGAGACAAUCAUGAGAAAGACUUGCCUGUAACCAAUGAGGAGAGCUAUGGUUUUUUGGUAACCAAAAGAAGUCAACCGUGUAGUCAACCGGGUGGAAAGGAGAUGCCCAAUGUCACCAAUGGGGUGUGCAAAACGACACGUGUUUUGGAUGAGGAGGAUGAUUAUGAGGAAGAUGGGUAUGGCCUACAGAGGAACUCGCACUUCUCACGGAGUAUACGUAGAGCAUAUGGAGCAGGACGCAUCUCUCUGUUGGACAAUAAACAAAAGCAAUCAGAAAGUUCUACUUCUCAAGAACCUGCUUAUCGCACUCGACCCUGCAGCGCCGUGGAACCCAUUGGACCCAAUGUAGCUUGUGAUAGUGAUGCAAAGGCUUUGAGUAGACUAAGCAAAAGUGCUGACAACUUGCACGUAUUCAAGAGCCCUUUCAAACGCAAAGUACCAUUCAGUCAGCCCCACAGCCUUGAGGAUUCCAGCAGCCCAGAUUUCCAGAGAACAGCUAGUGCUUCUUCUGUGGAUGUGCAAGAAUGUGAAUCAGGUCAAUGUAGAGAAACCAUAGGAGUGCGGGGAAAGAUGCUUAAACUCGUCGGCAGUUUAACAGAUUUGUCUGUCAAGCACAAGCCGAGCCCUGGUCCCAACAACAAAGCCUCGUUAUCAGCCCUCACCCAGCUCCAUGAUGACUAUUCCCGUAGGACUCCCUGUAUUCUUGCUAGCGAACGUCAACGCAGGCCCCCACCCCCAUCUUCCUCUUUGUCUGACAAGCAGAAAAUACAAGCUGAUGUUCAUUGCAACACCCCAGGUCUAAAUACAGAGUCCUUAGUACCCAUUACUGUCAAUCCUUUCAAUCACCAGGUUCCUGAUUGUUCCAGCUCCACAGAACAGGUCCCCUCGAGUAGUUAUGGCCAGCUUCCAGCAAACUCACCAACAUUGUGUCCUGAUAUUUCUGUUUCCCAACUCAUACCUGUCACAGGAAAUGAUGGGACUGUGGAAGAAGAGCAAAAUGUGAAAACUGUCUUAAUUCAGAAUGAGCAAUGUACAAGUCCAGGACAGGAGCGGAGACUGGACAGUGUUAAAGUAAACUUGGAGUGCAUCUGGAAGACUCCAGAGAGAGAGAAUGGAAAUCUAGAGACACCACCCGGAGACCCAUCUUCUGCAGAUUUCCCGAAGGUAACCAGCGAAAGGUACUUCGACUCAGUGUUCGUUAAUCCUCCUGUCACACCCACCUGCGCCGCCGAGUCGCCCCUGGUGACAACACCAACCUCGCCUGCCUCCUCCUGCGACACACCCGUCUGUUCUGUGCCCAGAAGGAGGGCGAACAGAAACAAACCCCGACCAAUCUCAGACUACGGACAGCUCAUCUGCAGAAAGUAUGCAGUCCCCAAGGAGAACGUGGAACUUCAGCAUGAUGCUCAGGAGGAAGGUCAUGCAACCGACACACAGGCUGAUUUGCACAUUGAAGAGAACAGCUGUGCGAACGGACACAAGGAUAACAGGAAGAGGCGUCCUCUCUCAGUGAUAGAAGGCGUGGAUCUGUUCGCAUCUCCUGAUGAGAAGGAGAACUCCAGUUUGUCUUCUCCCGUCACCCGACCCCCUGUACCCUCUCAUGGGGUGCCUCCGUACCGUGCCGUAUCUGCCCGGCUCCGCCCCUGCGUCUUCUCCCAGAGCACGCCGACGGACCUGGACCGAGUGGGGCGCCGCAAACAGCAUCGAGUCCUCAGUGAUGGAAACUCAGAUGGAUGCACAGGCCUGGAUGGCAGUGUGAGUGAGGAGGACGGCAGUUUUGAUGAGCUCACAGAAGGAACACCGUAUCUGCAGCCGGAGGUCGAUCUGUCAACUUUAAACCAGUACAUCUCAUCAGGACAUGUCGUUUAUGCCGAGGCUCUGUGGGACCAUGUGACGAUGGGCGAGCAGGAACUGGCCUUCAAAGCCGGGGAUGUAAUCCGGGUGCUGGAUGCCCAGGAGAAAGACUGGUGGUGGGGGCUGGUGGGCGAGCGGCAGGCCUGGUUUCCCUCCAGCUUUGUGAGAGUGCGUGUGAAUCAGGAGGACUCGGCCAGUGACAGUGUGGAGAACUCUGCAGAACAGCAGGAGGCUCUUUCUAAAGAACCACACAGCCAGACCUCUGAGCACCGAGAGCAGAUGAGGGCUAACGUGGUCCAGGAGAUCAUGAACACCGAGCGUGUAUACAUCAAACACCUCCGGGAUAUCUGUGAGGGAUAUAUCCGCCAGUGUAGGAAACACCCGAAUAUGUUCACAGAUGCCCAGCUCAAGACUAUCUUCAGCAACAUUGAAGACAUCUACAAGUUCCAGAGGAAGUUCUUGAAGGAUCUAGAAAAGAAUUAUGACAAAGAAAACCCUCAUCUGAGUGAGAUUGGGUCAUGCUUCCUUCAACAGGGUGAAGGUUUCUCCAUAUACUCAGAGUACUGUAACACACACCCAGCGGCCUGCACAGAGCUGCAGCGACUGAUGAAGCAGGGACGCUAUAAACAUUUCUUCGAGGCUUGUCGCCUCCUGCAGCAAAUGAUUGACAUCUCCAUCGCCGGCUUCCUGCUCACACCUGUGCAGAAGAUCUGCAAAUACCCGCUGCAGCUGGGCGAGCUGCUCAAAUACACGCCGAAAGACCACAGUGAUUACGAAGGCGUGUGUAAAGCCCAUGAGGCGAUGAAGAACGUGGCCAGUCUGAUCAAUGAGAGGAAGAGGAGGCUGGAGAGCAUCGACACCAUCGCGCACUGGCAGGAGGCCAUCCUGCACUGGGAGGGUGAAGACGUAUUAUCACGGAGCUCUGAGCUUAUCCAUUCAGGUGAGCUGACACGAGUGGUCCGUGCUGGGAAGACGCAGCAACGCAGCUACUUCUUGUUCGACCACCAGCUGGUCUUCUGUAAAAAGGAUGUCUUGUGGCGGGAUCUUCUGCACUACCGUGGACGCCUCAACACAGACAUGGUGGUUCCUCAGGAUCUGCCUGACGGGCGUCACCCGGACCUGGGCAUGCUGCGAAACGCCAUCGCCUUGCGCAACCACGACACGCUGGAGGUGCUGUGUAUGCUGACCUGCAGGAAAGCCCAGGACAAGCAGCUGUGGCUCGAGGCUUUCAAUCGAGAACGCAGACGUGUGAAAGAGGAUCAGGAGAUGGGUAUGGAGAUUAGCGAAACCCAAAGGAAGGAAGCGAUUCAAAACGCACGAAAAUCGAAGCAAGGCAAAAUUAAAAAUGUCAAAUACACAGGUCACCCAGUGUCUCAUCCUCAUCAAGCCUUACACCCUAUCCACCAGCGCCACAUCACUGUACCGACCAGUAUCCCCCAGCAGCAGGUCUUCUCUUUAGCAGAACCCAAGAGGAAACCCGCACUGUGGUACACGAUCACACGCACCGCCCUUUUCCGGAAAUGACCAGAAAAAUACAAACUUAAUAUUCUUUCAUAUGAAGAACAGCGUACAAGUACUUCCCGGUGCCAAUAUGAAGGACAACAGAGAACACAAUUAAGAACAAAUGAACAGAGUAUGUGUGUGUGUGUGUGUGUGUGUGUGUGUGCACAAGCCUAUGGUACCAAAAGUGUUCAUGCUGUGUGUGUGUUUGUGUGUUUUAGGUGUGGUAACGGUGCUGCUUGUAUUAGAUUUUGUAUCUUUCUGUUCACCACAUCAGCAUUUGUUAGUAUAAAGACGUAUUGAUGUAUUCGUCAAGUUUGUUGUAUAAUUAUAUGAAGGUAAGGCUGGAACCUUUUUGAAAAGUUAGUCCUAACUUUAGGAACAUCAGAUGCUGCACUAAUAACCUUAUGUUCUGUAAAUAAACACCUCUGUGACUCAG
This is a messenger RNA of Silurus meridionalis, 4641 nucleotides long. It is a transcript of the gene spata13, whose product is annotated as spermatogenesis associated 13. The record is from RefSeq and is a predicted model, not a curated record. Bases 399 to 4226 code for a protein of 1275 amino acids. The transcript has 15 exons. NCBI's taxonomy places the organism in Eukaryota, Metazoa, Chordata, Actinopteri, Siluriformes, Siluridae. Gene Ontology annotation, molecular function: guanyl-nucleotide exchange factor activity; protein binding.